Messenger RNA from Colletotrichum truncatum, 1107 nucleotides. Its product is annotated as tartrate. NCBI's taxonomy places the organism in Eukaryota, Fungi, Ascomycota, Sordariomycetes, Glomerellales, Glomerellaceae. Gene Ontology annotation, molecular function: magnesium ion binding; NAD binding; oxidoreductase activity, acting on the CH-OH group of donors, NAD or NADP as acceptor. The record is from RefSeq and is a predicted model, not a curated record.
AUGUCGCCCAGUGCACUCCCUGCCAAGAAGGCUUACAGUAUUGCCUCCAUGGGGGCUGAUGGUAUCGGCCCCGAGGUAAUUGACGCCGGCGUGGAGGUCCUCAAGGCCCUGUCCGAGACCCUAGGAACAUUCGAUCUCGACUUCACCGACUACGACUGGAGCUCCGAGACCUACAAGAAGACCGGCAAGUAUAUCCCGGACGGUGGUCUUGAGCAGCUCAAGAAGCAUGACGCCAUUCUCUUCGGUGCCGUUGGUGCUCCCGACGUCCCUGACCACAUCUCCCUUUGGGGUCUCCGCCUAGCCAUCUGCCAGCCCUUCCAGCAGUACGCCAACGUCCGUCCCACCCGUGUGCUCCGCGGAACCCAGUCUCCCCUCCGCAACUGCGGCGAGGGUGACCUUGACUGGGUUAUCAUCCGCGAGAACAGCGAGGGUGAGUAUGCUGGUCAGGGUGGUCGCUCCCAUCGUGGUCUUCCUUGGGAGACUGCCACCGAAACUGCCAUUUUCACCCGCCACGGUGUUGAGCGCAUUAUCCGGUUCGCCUUCGAGACGGCCCAGAGCCGUCCUCGCAAGUUGUUGACCUUUGUCACCAAGAGCAAUGCCCAGCGCAACGGCAUGGUCCUCUGGGAUGAGGUUGUCUACGACGUUGCCAAGGAAUUCCCCGACGUUACCCUUGACAAGAUGCUGGUCGAUGCCAUGACUACAAGAAUGGUUCUUAACCCCAAGAGCCUGGACACCAUUGUCGCAACUAACCUUCACGCUGAUAUCCUUUCCGACUUGGCUGCCGCUCUCGCUGGCUCCAUCGGUAUCGCCCCUACCUCAAACCUUGACCCUACCCGCAAGAAUCCUUCCAUGUUCGAGCCCAUCCACGGCUCUGCUUUUGACAUUACUGGAAAGGGCGUUGCCAACCCUGUCGCCACCUUCUGGACUGCUGCCGAGAUGCUCGCCUGGCUCGGCGAGAAGGAUGCCGCCAAUAAGCUGAUGGAGGUUGUUGAGAACGUCACUGGUAAGGGGAUCGUCACCGCCGACCUUGGCGGCAAGGCGACGACAAAGGAGGUUACCGCUGCCGUGGUGGCAGAGAUUAAGGAGCAGCUGGGCAAGAAGGCCUAA